AUGCGCAUCUUUUCCGCUCCCAAGCCUCAAGAGAGACUAUCGCUCGUCACGAGUAUUCAAUUCGUCGUCAAACUCGAGUUUCUCACCCCGCCGGUCUCUGACGAGCAAACUGUGCCUGAUCGCGACCGCAGCUUCCACUACUUUGCCUCUGCGCUCCAAGACGGCGGCCUCCAAGCCGCAUUUCUCCUAGAAGAGAAGAACAAGAAGGAAGAGAACUACCCCGAAGCCAAAGACCAAGGCAAUGACAAUGACAAUGACAAAGACACAGACGGCCAAAUGACUGAAAACCAGCUCCUCGCCCAGGCACCCAGGGGAAGUAUUAUCAAGACCAAGCACAACGGCAACAUGUUCAUCAUGAGCCCCCAAUCAUCCAUCCCCUGGAUCAAGGCCGGCGCCAAAGACAACCCUCUCCUGAGAUACUGGCUGAUCAAUCCCGAUAGCAACAUCAGUGGUCAUGGUCAACACGAGACCUGGCAUCCCACCGCGCUCACCAGCCCGAUCCUGCGAGAAUCAGAGGCCAACAAUCUGUUUCCGGGGCUCAACACCGCCAUUUAUACCAUCUGGACAGCGCAUUCAGCAAGAGUGCAUAUCAACGAUAGCUGCGGUUUGCACGUCCACGUUAGCCCGGCUGUUGUCCCAUCUCCUACUCAGGGAGUUGCUCAGGGGCUACUUCAAGGACAAAACCACCAUGGACAAAGACAGGAUCUGACAGCUCUCCAGGUUCAACGCGUCGCCACGCUCGUGGUCGUUCUCGAAAACAGUCUUCUAUUCCAUGUGUGCUCGCCUCACCGCCGCCAAAUCCAUACCCAACUCAUCGCUGCUUCAGGCCUUGCCUAUGCGACAAACUCUCCAGCUUGCCCCCUCGCAGAAGCCAAUCUCCCCCCAAACAUCCUCAAUGGUACAGGAGCCGUCGAAAAGGCCAUCAAAUUUCUCUGGACAGCCUCCGACCUUGAUCAAGUCAGUCAGAUGCUCUCGCGUCAUCCCAAGACUCGAGACACUCGCCCCACGGCCUUGAGAAUCAACACUCACAAUCACGAAGACGACAGCGUCUCGCACAUGCUCGAAUUUCGACAUGCGCAGGCUGCCUUCAACCAGGGCUUCGUAGAUAACUGGGAGACGGUGCGGACGACAGCUAGACCUGAGGAUGCGUGGAAGACACUACUUAGAGUCCUCAACGACUUUGCGGCGGUCAACUGGCAUGCGCGAAGCAGCGAGCAGUUCUGGGUGGGCUAUCUUGCGGUGCAGGACAGGAAGUGA
Molecule: messenger RNA, 1257 nt
Organism: Trichoderma breve
Lineage: Eukaryota; Fungi; Ascomycota; Sordariomycetes; Hypocreales; Hypocreaceae
Exons: 2
Coding region: 1-1257 (418 amino acids)
Source: RefSeq, a predicted model, not a curated record